Messenger RNA from Schistocerca gregaria, 705 nucleotides. RefSeq lists its product as uncharacterized. Bases 38 to 535 code for a protein of 165 amino acids. The record is from RefSeq and is a predicted model, not a curated record. The transcript has 2 exons. Lineage: Eukaryota; Metazoa; Arthropoda; Insecta; Orthoptera; Acrididae.
CCUCUGCCGUGAGUCGAGACUCGCCAACGUGUUAGACAUGCAGCUGGCUGUAGCACUCGUCUGCGCUCUCUGCCUUAGUGCGAUCGGCCCCAGCGAUCAGUUCCGCCUGCCUUGGACCAAGAGCCGACAAGGGUCCUUCGAGGACUUUGAGAGGGAGACAGGCCUCUCCCAACUCGGAGAUCCCGUGAGCGUGAACAGAGAAAUCGUCUACGUCGGCAUACCAGACAGGUCAGAAGGCGCCAAGUUCGCGGCGUACCAAGAGGCUGCAGGAAAUCCGAAGGAUGAAGUGGAGGAGCCGCUGUUGAAGAAGACGAAUUUCGUCUACGGCCCCGAUCAUGAGGACAACAUCCGUCCAGCGGAGCCACCACUGGAACAGCCCGCCGACGGCGAGUAUCCGGUACCUCCUGAUGAUGCGGACAUCUCAGACACGUCGAGGCGUGCCUCCAUACCAGAGUGGUGGUUAACCAACCCCGACAGACGGAGCUAUAUACAUGAAGCUCGGUCUGAGGAAUCUGAGGAUGAUUUACAACCCUAGUGCACACCUGGCACAUAAUUGACAUUUGUGAAGCAACAGCAAGAGACACAGCCAGUACACAAAAGGUGACAAUAUGAAAUGUACAAACAUAGAAAUAACGUUACAAAUAUAGAAAUAAAAGAAGAAUUUUACUAAAAAUUGCCUUGGUCCAAUAAAAAUUUUAAAAUAUA